Pieris macdunnoughi is the source of this 1578-nucleotide messenger RNA. The record is from the annotation of a GenBank genome assembly. NCBI's taxonomy places the organism in Eukaryota, Metazoa, Arthropoda, Insecta, Lepidoptera, Pieridae.
AUGUCUCAUAACAAUCGUAAUAAAUAUGAGAAAGCGCGAAGACGAUUAGCCGCGGUUACUUUUCUAUCUAAUAUUUCCCUUGAUGGCUCAUUCAAGGAUACUGAGCUUUGCCAAAUUUUAGACAUAAAAUAUAACAGUGAUAAGUGUGACGGCUCAAAACUAAAAAAUAUUCCAAAUCAUUAUGAAAAAGAUACAACGCGCAGCAAAAACCGCAAUGCGAAAAUGCCGCAGUGUAGUCCAGCACACAAUAACGAUAAUCAUUCUAUAACUUCUGAUCCUGAAUACGCUCAUGUAACACCUAUAAAAGUAGUUAGUAAUAAUCUAAUAAGAGAAAGGUGUUCUUCUGGAAACACAGACCUAUUUAAAGACAGACACCUAUCGCUUAGAGGACGAAAAACAUGCACACAAGAUGAGAAAAGUAGCUUAGAAAGUUUAACCUUUGGUCGUCUUAGAACCAGUAGUACUUGUAUUCCAGAAAACCAAACAUAUAUUAAGGAACUGAAGUUGAUGAAAGGGACCAAAGGAGUGACUUUCAAAGAUGAAAGACUUGUAUUUGCACCAGCUCAAGGAGUGCCAUGUGCUUUAUUCAGUACUAUACCAUAUUCUAAAACUGCUAGAUCUGCAAGGUCUGACUUGAGGAAAGAUGGAGUGAGAAGGAGGAAUACAUCAGGCCCUAGACCACUUUCUGCAAUUACAGAUAAUGGUGUUGAUCCAUUUGACUUACUUGGAUUGGAAAGAGAGGAACAUGGUCAAGAUAUCUCAUACUCAAAGUUGUUGGUACCCUCUCGAGUCUGUACACGAGAACAGUAUAGGAAGAUGUGUGAAGCAGAUUUUACAGAUAAGGCCUCUUGGAAAGUAAUAAAUAGACAUCCACAUGUCAUUGCCAGGACUAAGUUAUUGACGAGACACAAGGAUAAAAAAUGGUGCUUCUCAUAUGAAUCUGCUCAACGUAGUACAAUUGCAUCGUCACCGCCUCAUUCCUCCAUUGAAACCAAAACUUUUGACUGGGAUGAAGAAAUAAUAUUGGCACAAAAAUAUAUCCACUACUCCCCAAACGUACUUGAUGAUCCAGAAUUGAUAGCUGGUAAACACAGGACGCUUCUAACAUUUACGUCUUACAUGACGUCAAUUAUUGACUACGUUCGCCCUCAGGACUUGAAAAAAGAACUUAAUGACAAGUUUCGAGAGAAGUUCCCUCAUAUUAAAUUGACACUUAGCAAACUAAGAAGUAUAAAGAAAGAGAUGCGGAAAAUCGCUAAACACGACUGCGGAGGGAUCGAUCUGUUAUCUGUGGCACAGGCAUAUGUUUAUUUCGAAAAAUUAAUUCUUGCCAAUCUUAUUAACAAAGACAACAGGAAGUUAUGCGCGGGCGCCUGCUUAUUACUUUCGGCUAAAUUGAAUGAUGUUAAAGGCGAAAUGCUUAAAGCUCUUAUAGAGCGAAUCGAAACAACGUUCAGACUGAAUAGGAAGGAUCUAAUUAAAUUUGAGUUCGCUGUAUUGGUCGCUUUGGAAUUCGGCCUUCAUGUCCCGCCCCAUGAGGUCUUUCCGCACUACCAAAGACUCCUGCACGAUUCGUGA